Molecule: messenger RNA, 3784 nt
Organism: Pecten maximus
Lineage: Eukaryota; Metazoa; Mollusca; Bivalvia; Pectinida; Pectinidae
Product: proprotein convertase subtilisin/kexin type 7-like
Exons: 16
Coding region: 217-2799 (860 amino acids)
Biological process (GO): protein processing
Cellular component (GO): Golgi membrane; trans-Golgi network
Molecular function (GO): serine-type endopeptidase activity
Source: RefSeq, a predicted model, not a curated record
CAUAGUCAGCAGCAGACGAAUUUCCUGGAAUUAGGGCAUUUCUCGCUGUCAUUUGUCCGGAUAUGUGAUCACUCCUCAUCUCUAUUACGACACUGUUUAUUGGAUCGAUAACAACUAGAUUGCAGUAUUUCCGUGUGGUAUGAUUCUCCCAGAAGUCGAGUCCGCUUGAAAUAGUGAAGCAGGUUAAGACCGAAGUUCCUUACAAAAAAUGCAGAUAUGCACAUACAGUUUUCCCGACAUGGAAGGAACAGGCCGUUUAUUCUAAGAUGGAUUCUAGUUGUUGCAUUCAUUAUUGACAUUUCACAUUCUCUGGAAUCUAAACAAAUACCAUUUCCUAUCCACAUAGAGAACUUUGAAGAUACCUUGAUAUGGGCUGUGAAAAUUGGCGAUCCUUCUUUCAACAAAUAUGGAUUACCAGACUUUGAAGAAGAUAAGAUUUUGCAACAGGAAGAAGAUUUAAAACAUAUAGCUCAUUCAGUUGCAAGUGACUUAGAUGUACAUAGCCUUGGUAGAGUUGGAGAGAUACCAAAUAUUUUCUUGUUUGGUUUUUAUUUUCCUGAUGGUUCUGAUAAAUCUGUUGAAUCAUGGAAAUUUGUUGAUCUUCACAACCACCACAAAAAUAUCCUGAAUGAUGAGUUGAUAAAGAAGGCUCAAGCUGAUCUAGAAAAGAAAUUUGAUGGACAUGAAAACAUUGUGUGGUACAGUCGUCAAAAAAUUGUAUCCAGACAGAAGAGGAAAGUCAAGUUUAAAGACCCUAAAUACAAGGAACAAUGGCACCUGGUAAACCAUGUCUACCAGGCCAUGGACAUCAAUGUGACCGGUGUUUGGAACAGAAAUGUCACUGGAAAGGGUGUAACUGUGGCGGUGGUGGACGAUGGUCUAGAAUGGACCAAUCCUGACCUACAAGACAACUACAAUGCAGCAGGAAGUUGGGAUUUGAACUCUGAUGACUCUGAUCCGAUGCCAAACAGUCGACUAGAAUCUAACCACCAUGGAACAAGAUGUGCCGGAGAGAUUGCGGCCGUGAGGAAUUCCAUCUGUGGAGUUGGUGUGGCCUACGAUGCCAAAGUGUCAGGAUUACGAGUCCUUGACGGACCGAUGACUGACAGCCUGGAGGCUUCGGCGUUUAACAAAAACAUGCAGAUAAAUGAUGUGUAUAGCUGCAGUUGGGGCCCUGACGACGAUGGUAAAACAGUUGAUGGACCUCACCUCCUGGCACAGGCUGCUAUGAGGUAUGGAAUCAACUAUGGGCGUGGCGGUUACGGAAAUAUAUAUGUCGUUGCUAGUGGUAAUGGGGGUCGCUUUCAGGACAACUGUAAUUAUGAUGGCUAUGCAAAUUCCCUCUACACUGUUACCAUAGGAGCUGUGGAUGAGACGGGUCAUAUGCCGUUUUACGCAGAAGAAUGUGCGUCCAUGUUGGCUGUCACUUUCAGCAGUGGUAGUUCUUUCUCACAGAGAAGUAUAGUGACCACUGAUUGGACAAAGCAUGGUGGUAACGGCUGUACGAGCCGCCACACGGGUACAAGUGCAGCUGCCCCUUUGGCUGCGGGGAUGAUAGCGCUGAUGUUACAAGUCCGGCCAUGCCUCACCUGGAGGGAUAUACAAUACAUUAUAGCCAUGACUGCCCAAAAGGUGGAUGUAAACUUGGCAGACUGGCAGAGGAAUGGAGCAGGUCUCUUCCACAGUCACAAACAUGGCUUUGGGCUAAUGAAGGCAUGGCGACUCGUCAACGCAGCCAAGAUCUGGACAAUGGUUUCCUGGUUGACAGCUUAUUCUCAUGAAAGUGGAAAGAUCCGGAAGGAAAUCCCCAAGUCCAUGUCAAGUCCUCUCAUUGUCUUCUAUAACGUGACUGAAGGUGAUAUUGGAGGAUUUGACCUCUUGACCUUGGAGCAUGUGCAGGUUACAUUGUCUCUCGAACAUCCAUACCGCGGAUAUCUUGAAAUCCAAUUAGCUUGUCCCAGCGGUACCAAGUCUGUUAUAGGGGCUCCUCGAAGGCUGGAUAAUUCCACCAAGGGAUUUUCUGGGUGGACGUUCAGUACUGUCCGUUGCUGGGGAGAAAAGCCGGUAGGAACCUGGAAACUGACUGUUAUAGAUACAGAUCCAGGCGACCAUGGCAAAGGAUACCUAACAGAGUGGAAACUGAAGUUAUAUGGUAGUCCCAUGACACAAGAGGAGUUCCAGGAACGUAAGAAAGCGGUUCACAAAGCCAUGAGUGGGGAGUAUUUAAAUGACACCUACAGUCUGCCAUGUGGAGAGCCUCCUGUCAAAGCCAGACCGGACGCACCAAUGUCAGAAAAAACUCUUAAGAUCCUGGCGUUGGUUAGUGCGUUCUGUCUCGUCAUGGCCAUAUACGAGAGUAUGGAAUAUGCCCUCUGUUACAAGGAGGAAAAACAGGAGCAAUUACGGCGUAAAAAUCUCAAGAAAGAUGCAAAUCGUUUGGCAAACAGACACAGGAUUGGAGAUCAUGAUUCGUCAGAAACACGAGCUCUAUUACAAGAGGAAGAGGAAAUCCCAUUGGAUAUUAUAUCAUCCAAUCAAAAUAAUUCAUCAACAUCAUCUAUUCAUAAUAAUUCAAACCCAAGCCUUGACACAAGUUGGAACAGUUUUUCUGAGAGUGACUUACAACGAAUGCCAGACCUCGGCGAUGAGGAAGAGGAGGUCGUCUACUCACAACAACGUACAGAUAUGGGCAUAUUGGGUGAAAGACAAGUUAGAAAUACUCGUGUAUAUGCAAGCAUGACCAAUCAGAGCGCUGCCAUUUUAACCAAUCACAACACAGAAUCCAGACACAACAGAUAAACUUUGUUAAUGAUAACCAAUCACAACACAUAACCAAUCACAACACAUAACCAAUCACAACACAUAACCAGUCACAACACAUAACCAGUCACAACACAUAACCAAUCACAACACAUAACCAGUCACAACACAUAACCAGUCACAACCCAUAACCUAUCACAACACAUAACCAGUCACAACACAUAACCAAUCACAACACAUAACCAAUCACAACACAUAACCAAUCACAACACAUAACCAGUCACAACACAUAACCAGUCACAACACAUAACCUAUCACAACACAUAACCUAUCACAACACAUAACCAGUCACAACACAUAACCAGUCACAACACAUAACCAAUCACAACACAUAACCAAUCACAACACAUAACCAGUCACAACACAUAACCAAUCACAACACAUAACCAAUCACAACACAUAACCAGUUAACCAGUCACAACACAUAACCAGUCAACCAGUCACAACACAUAACCAAUCACAACACAUAACGUAUCACAACACAUAACCAAUCACAACACAUAACCAAUCACAACACAUAACGUAUCACAACACAUAACCAAUCACAACACAUAACCAAUCACAACACAUAACCAAUCACAACACAUAACCAGUCACAACACAUAACCAGUCACAACACAUAACCAGUCACAACACAUAACCAAUCACAACACAUAACCAGUCACAACACAUAACCAGUCACAACACAUAACCAAUCAAAAUACAGAAUCCAGACACAACAGAUAUACUGUGUUUAUGAUAACCUAUCACCAAUUUUUAUUUGCUGUCUUGUAUACUUUUACUGAUGUAUCCUUUAUGAACUUUUUUUUAAAUCAGUUGUCUUCCAAUAUCUUCUGAAACAAGUUUUCAACGAAUCACAAAAGAAAUGUCAACCUAUUAAUGUUGAAUUACACAUUUUUCCAAAUUAGAUUUAACUAUUUGAUCUUGAUUUGACCCUGAAAACAUUUGAUUUUCUAUGAACACU